UGAUCAUAUGUUUUAUGUUGUUCAACAUUAUAAUCAGUAUCUAUUUCCGGUGCAGAAUUCAACAACAUCCUUCUGAUAAAACAGGUGAUGUAAAUUCCAGGGGAAACACAUUCAAAUUAAACAGAUAUAUAUAUGUAACACAUCUUCGAUUUGAAUAUCUUAGUGGACGUGUACAUUUCGAGUUAAACGAUACUUAUUCUUCGUCUGAAAUGAAACAAAUUGGUUUUCAUGUGUUUAUUUUAGUUUUAUGUUUCUCCUUUAAUGGCAUACUAACAUUGGGCACUAAUGAUAAAGCUGGACCACUAUGGGUUCUACAAAUUGGAAAUAGAGAAAAUGCUCCCAUGUCCUCUAGAGGAUUAGUUAUUUCACACAAUUCCAUCGAUUCUGCAAACUCUCAGUUGAUGAAUGAUGCAAUAAUGGAAUACGUCAAGAAUCAAAAUGUUAUGAAGAAUUCCUUGCUACCUCUGGUUGAACUCAACGGGCAUUAUUAUUAUUUCGAGAAAUACUUCAAGUCCAAUUAUAUCAAAGCGAUGCAAUACUGUAGGGAACAUGGCAUGGAUCUGCUCAGCAUAGAAACAGGCGUAGAAAACAUAGAAAUUAUUGCCUACUUAAAGAAAAAUUAUCCAAAAGUUGAACGUUUCUGGACUUCUGGAACUGAUAUGGGAGAGGAAGGCUCAUUUGUGUGGUUGUCAACUGGAAGACCCUUGAACUUCACAAGUUGGUGUAAUGGACAACCAGAUAAUGGAGGAAAAAAUGAGCAUUGCUUGGCAAUACAAAGAUUGGGUGUUGAAAAUUAUGUGUGGAACGACAGAUCGUGUCUUGAUGAAUAUAAUUUCAUUUGUGAAGUUAAGCAAUAAAGAGUAGAAAUAUUU
This is a messenger RNA of Harmonia axyridis, 872 nucleotides long. RefSeq names its product perlucin-like. Lineage: Eukaryota; Metazoa; Arthropoda; Insecta; Coleoptera; Coccinellidae. Gene Ontology annotation, molecular function: signaling receptor activity. The coding region runs from base 15 to 857 and encodes 280 amino acids. The record is from RefSeq and is a predicted model, not a curated record. The transcript is spliced from 5 exons.